Molecule: messenger RNA, 1511 nt
Organism: Brassica rapa (field mustard)
Lineage: Eukaryota; Viridiplantae; Streptophyta; Magnoliopsida; Brassicales; Brassicaceae
Product: protein ALUMINUM SENSITIVE 3
Biological process (GO): response to aluminum ion
Cellular component (GO): plasma membrane
Source: RefSeq, a predicted model, not a curated record
AAUUCAUGUUUGGAUCACGGUCGUUUUUAAAAGUCAUCUUCUCUGCAAUGCAAAGCUGUUUGACCAAUCCAUCACUAGUUCUUGCUUAACACGUAAUCAGUUAACUUUUUUAAAUAGAGAAACAUAUCAACUGUAUUACUUAUUGUAGGCGGCAAUUGAACUUGUUCUAUUUUAUAUUCUAUUCGUUUUUAUUACAUUAUUUUCUUCAUAUUUUAGCUAUUUACUGUUAAGUGGUCGCUUGAAUUUUCAGUGUUUGAAAAUCGUUCUAGACGGUCUAGUUCACAUGGUCGGCAAAUUGAACUUAAACGAAAUAACUUUGAAAAAAAUCUGUUUAGAUGUACAAAAAACGAUCAAAACUCUAGUUAAGUCUUGCGGUUUCUUAAAUAUUGAGAAGCAUUGAAUAAACAUCGAAUUUUAAAUUAUUUAUCUGAUAAUGCAGAAGCAAAUAUAUCUUCAACUAAAGUGACCGAAUCCAACACAUGACUACAUGAGUCGAUGUAUUAAAAGAUGAGUGGAAAGUGUCUGCUUUUUCCACUCCUUUGUAACUUGUUGUCCACUAUUAUUCCCACCUCUCCACCACUACCAAAACGACAAAAGAGAGAGAGAGAGACAUGGAUCUAGACUGGGUAGCAACUUUCCUCAAGGACUACGAAUGGCUGAUCGAGUAUCUCAAAAACAUGGUGAAGCCAGCGGCAGCACUCGCCGUGGUGCUUCUAGCCGUGGCUCUCUCCUACUCACAGAACCUCUCUUUGGAAGGAGAAAUGAUUUACUCUGUUUUCAGAUCGUUUCUUCAGCUCUCUAUUAUCGGAUUCGUUCUUCAGUUCAUCUUUAACCAAGAAAACGCAGGCUGGAUCAUCCUCGCUUACCUCUUCAUGGUCUUCGUCGCUGGCUACACCGCCGGACAACGUGCCAAGCACGUUCCACGUGGAAAGUACGUGGCGGGGGUUUCUAUCCUCGUCGGAACAGGUAUAACGAUGUUCCUGCUCGUUGUCCUCAACGUCUUUCCUUUCACUCCGAGGUAUAUGAUCCCUGUUGCGGGGAUGAUGGUUGGGAACGCCAUGACUGUCAUUGGAGUUACAAUGAAACAGCUACGAGAUGAUAUCAAGAUGCAACUUAACCUGGUGGAGACGGCAUUAGCACUAGGAGCAACACCACGACAAGCUACGCUGCAACAGGUGAAGAGAGCUUUGGUGACAUCUCUAUCUCCGGUUCUGGAUAGCUGCAAAACCGUUGGUUUGAUCUCUCUACCAGGGGCGAUGACCGGUAUGAUAAUGGGCGGAGCGUCGCCUCUUGAGGCUAUUCAGCUACAGAUCGUUGUGAUGAACAUGAUUGUUGGAGCAGCCACGGUUAGUAGCAUCAUGUGUACGUAUCUUUGUUGGCCAUCUUUCUUCACUAAAGCAUAUCAGUUACAAACUCAUGUCUUCUCAAGUUGAAGUUCUAAUCAUCUUUGUACUUUCAACAACCUUUGACAAUUGUCUGAAAUUGAAAACCAAACCAUUAUGUCUUAAAAA